AUGAAAAACGAGGCCACAUCUGUCAGCCCCACAGGUCUCCCUCGUACGGCAGUGGUGGGAGUGUUGGGCGGGGGACAGCUGGGUCGUAUGAUGGCCCUGGCUGCGGCCAACCUGGGAGUACGGCUCAAGUGUCUGGACCCCGCGCCUGAGGCCCCUGCAGCAGUGGCGGCCGAGCACGUGCAGGGGCACUUCCGGGACGCGGCGGCCAUUGAGGACUUCGUGAAGAGUCAGGGCGUGGACGUGCUAACAAUGGAGAUUGAGCACGUUAACACGGAUGCGCUCAUGCAGGCUGCCGAGGACGUCAAGGACAAGUUCGCUCAGAAGCAGCACUUCACCGCCCACGGAGUUCCGCUUCCCCAGUUCCGGAACAUCAAGUGCCGCGGGUGCAUGGAGGGCACCGGGCGGGCGUUUGGAUACCCCUUCAUGCUCAAGGCCAAGAGGCUAGCGUACGACGGUCGGGGUAAUUACGUGGUCCGCUCCGAAACCGAUAUUGACGCCGCCGCUGCGGCACUGGGGGGCUACGAGGCGGGGCUGUACGCGGAGCGUUUCGCGCCCUUCGUCAAGGAGCUGGCGGUUAUGGUUGUACGGAGUCGCGACGGCAAGGUGGUGUCGUACCCGGUGGUUGAGACGAUCCACAAGAACAACAUAUGCCACGUGACGGAGGCGCCCGCUGACGUGUCACCUGCCGUACAGGCCAAGGCGCAGGAGGUGGCUGAGAAGGCCAUCUCCUGUUUGGAGGGCGCGGGUAUCUUCGGCGUGGAAAUGUUCCUGCUGGGUGACGGCACGUUGCUGCUGAACGAGGUCGCCCCGCGGCCCCACAACAGCGGCCACUACACAAUGGAUGGCUGCGUCACCAGCCAGUUCGAGAACCAUGUACGGGCGGUGCUGGGCUGGCCGCUGGGGGAGACGCGGCUCACCAGCGGCGCCGCCAUCAUGCUGAACCUGCUCGGGGAGGCGGACGGGGAGGAGGGGGUGCGGAGGGCGCAUGAAACCAUGGCCAAGGCGUACAACACGACGGGGUGCAAGGUGCAUUGGUACGGCAAGGAGGGUAUGACGGUCGGCCGCAAGGUGGGCCACAUCAACAUCCUGGCGACCACCCGUGAGGUGGCCCGCGCCAGGUUGGGGCGGCUGGACCCCGGGGCCCUGGCGGCACUGCAGCGGACAUCGGCAGCAGCAGCAGCAGCCGCCACCGCCUCGGCAGUAGCAGACCCCAGCGAGGCGGCGGGGGGCCGGCCGCUGGUGGGGAUCAUUAUGGGCUCCGACUCGGACUUGGCCACGAUGAAGGCCGCCGCAGCCGUGUUGGAGGAGUUCGGCGUCCCGCUGGAACUGACCGUGGUUUCGGCGCACCGUACACCUGAGCGCAUGUUCGAGUACGCCCGUACGGCACACUCCCGGGGUCUCAAGGCCAUUAUUGCGGGGGCGGGGGGUGCGGCGCACCUGCCGGGUAUGGUGGCGGCAAUGACCCCGCUGCCCGUCAUCGGAGUCCCCGUAAAGCCCUCCGGAGCGCACCUGGACGGUCUCGAUGCGCUCCUCUCCAUCGUGCAGAUGCCCAAGGGGGUUCCCGUGGCUACCGUGGCCAUUGGCAACGCGGCCAAUGCGGGGCUGCUGGCGGUGCGGAUACUGGCGGCGCAUGACCCCCAGAUGCUGGACCGCAUGUUGUUGUACCAGAGGGGCAUGACGGACGUGGUGUUGGGGAAGGCGGCCAAGCUGGAGGAGUUGUGGCAGUUGGUGCGGAUCACGGACUACUGGGCGAGCGUACGACCUAUUGCAGCUUUGACGUGA
Volvox carteri f. nagariensis is the source of this 1782-nucleotide messenger RNA. RefSeq lists its product as uncharacterized. Lineage: Eukaryota; Viridiplantae; Chlorophyta; Chlorophyceae; Chlamydomonadales; Volvocaceae. The record is from RefSeq and is a predicted model, not a curated record. Bases 1 to 1782 code for a protein of 593 amino acids. The transcript is spliced from 11 exons. Gene Ontology annotation, biological process: 'de novo' IMP biosynthetic process. Gene Ontology annotation, molecular function: phosphoribosylaminoimidazole carboxylase activity; metal ion binding; ATP binding.